AUGUCAAUUUUUUCAACUUGUUUAUGAAGACGGAUAUUAUUAUUUUGUUUUGAACUUAAACAAACAGAAUUGUGACGUUGGGCCCUGCAGUUCGUCAUAAUAAAUAAGUGAAGAUGAAUAGUUAAUCAAGAAAAAUCUAUUUUUACCAUAACCUUAUUUGUGGAUCUUAUAGGGGACAGUUUUGUGUCCUAACCUCACAAUUAAACCUACCUGUUCUUUGCAGCGGCAUAGAAAAUCAAUAGUGAAAUAUAACGACUGACAAUGUCUAAAGCAAACAUAAAAGACACAAAAACACUCGAUAAGCUUAAGCAGUUCUUCCGAUCCAAUAAAAGUGGUGGAGCUGGAUUUAAGCUUCCAGAAGAUUACAGUCUGACUAAUGAUCUGGAGAAAGAGCUAAGUCCUGAAACCUCUGUUGGUCAUAGAGUCAAAGCCAUCAGAGAGUUGAGCGAUAUUGUUUUAAAUCAUCGUCUUGAAGAAGAGGCAGUCAAGAAGCUGUGGCACUGUGUGAAGGACCUGCUUAAUGACCCGGUGGCCAGAGAACAUCGUCACUUGGCGUUCCACUUCCUACGAUGUUUGGUGCAGGGACAGGCAGAGAGGCUCGGUAUACAGAGAGUCCACUACUUCAAACUGGUCAAAACACACUCCAACCCCGAGGAUGUAGGACAGAGGUUGGAUCUGCUGAUGAGUCUGGUGGAGGGGGGUCGCAACAUAGAGUACCUGGAAGAGGAGAUUGGGCCGUUCCUGCUAGAGUGGUUCGGUCAAGUAGUAACGGCCGAUCGUGAGGUGGACUUUCUACAUAUGCUGGUCAACCUGAUCAAGUAUAACGCUGCCUACAUCGACGAAGAUGUCCUGCAUGGAUUUGUACAUAACAUCUGCAUGCUGGCUAUGAAGUGUGGAGACACACAGACAGUGCUAGGGUGUUUACAAGUACUAGACACUGUGGUGUGUUACUCAACGUUGCCUCGGCAGUCGCUUCCCAUCUACAUCAGCUGCCUGUGUCGCACAGUCAACACAGAGGCCCACUGCAUGCAAAGUUGGAAGAUAAUGCGCAACUUGCUGGGCACACACAUGGGCCACUCUGGUAUCUACACCAUGGUGAGACUACUACAAGCGACAGAUCUGCAGUCAGACGCUCAGUUGCUCCGAGGAGCUGUGUUCCACAUUACCAUGGCGUUGUGGUCAGCCAAGCGAGUAGACAAGCUCAAGUGCACUCACACAUCCAUCUUGCCUUCCUUCCAGUUUGCAAUACAGAGUGAUCACCCUACUGUGGUGUAUGAGGUGAUGCAGACGGUACACAGACUGGUGACCAAGUACGGACUGCAACUGGCUGACCCCACAUGGACCAUCCUACUGGCUCUCAUGGAGGCCAUUAUACAACAUAUUGAGAACCACCCAAGCGAGCCAGUUACUCUCCUCACAACCACAUUCCUACAUGAAGCCCUGUGUACGGUUGAACAGCUGAUAGAGCUAGGCCAGUUUAACGGCUCUGUUAGAACUGUGUUCCAGCUGAUUGAACGAUGCUCCUCUGUCAGACCGGAGAGCUCUGUGAUGCGGUUAAUCACCUAUCUGUCACGCUCCAUCGUCCCAACACAGCAUGACUGGCUAGGAAAACUCAACAGUCUACUGGAACUGUACCUUCACCAGGAGACCAGAACUAACAUACGACUACGAGCACUAGACGUGUUGUCCUCUGUCACACAAGCCAACAGGUUCCACUUUGAAGAUGAGUUGCUGGAAGUGGUUGUGUUGCCGCACCUAGAGCAUGUGGACCAAGAGAAGGACGUGACUGUUCGUAACGCCAUCGCUGCGUUGGUGACGGACCUGUGUCUGCACUCUGCUGCUGACAACAAGCACUACCUUGAACUGCUGGAUAUACUGGAGAAGGUGAUGAUGAGAGCCUUUGAAGCUGAAGAGAAGCCACUGACAGAAGCAGAGGCUGUGGAUGUCAAGACAGCUGUUGACGGAGUUAUAAAGAUCUUCACUUCCGCCAUGUUCACUGUUCCAUCAGCCCAUGCUGUCAGGGCCUAUCGUAUGUUGGUGUCUUACAUAGAGCUCCACUACAACAAACCUGUGCUGUUUGACAAUGUUACCAGCAUCCGUCUGAUGAUCCUGGAGUGUUUCCUGCGACUAAGAGUGGACUCUAGCUACAGGUUGGGCUACCCAGGCUCCGCAGGUCCCCGCUACAGUCAGUAUCUGCUAGUGGGGGCCCCCCGCACUCCACCUGCUAGUCCAGGGCCCUUUGACAUCACCUACCUAUCACUGACUCAGGCCUGCAACGCUCUCAUCACCUGUCUGCGUCAAGAGCUAGAUUGGAAGGUGCUGCUGUCAAUACUUCAGGGUGUGAUGCAAGUGGUGAAGAACAAGGCUCUGAUAUUGUCCAAGCAUGAUAACAACAUCGAUCAUCUGGCUCACACUCUCUGUGCUAUGGUGAGUGAUAAAAGCCUGUGUCUACCAGAAGUGCUGCGCAACACUCCACCCAAGUUCACCAGGUCAGACUUCCAAGGUUACGUGUUCCCAGUGUUGGCAGCUCUAGCGUCAUACCAUGCUCAGCUGGAACCCAGUCUGCAGCAGAGACUCAUCAAGUGUUUGGAGUUUGGUCUAGUGUCAAGAUCGGCCAGACAGUGUGUGAUGGCCUUGACCUCUUGUAUCCUGGAGAUGAGAGAUGCUAUGGUCAAGUUGCUACCUGAGGUCUUGCUCAACCUGUCUAAGAUAUCAGCAACUGUCUACAUCGCAAUACCCAUCCUGGAGUUUCUCUCAACUCUGACCAGACUACCCAAGGUAUAUGCCAACUUUGUGGUGGACCAGUACAUGUCAGUGUUUGCCAUUGCUCUGCCAUACACCAGUCCCUUCAAGUACAACCACUACACAGUAUCACUGGCUCACCACGUCAUAGCUGUGUGGUUCCUCAAGUGCCGUCUGCCAUUCCGUCGGGACUUUGUCAAGUUUAUAAUCACUGGGUUGAGAGCCAAUGUACUAGUUCCUUUUGAAGAAGGUCAAAAGAAACCAGCGUUCGUUGAGCUUGUCAAUGAAGACUCGUCCAAUCGCAAACGCAGCUCAAGUCUUACAGAGCAGGGCAGUCGGCGGCCGCAGGGCACCAGUGGGAGGUUAGACCUCAAGCCCAGAAUUGAUGAGGCUCUGAUGAACUUCCAUAAGGAGUUGACUGAGACAUGUAUUGACCUCAUGGCACGAUACACGUUCUCUACAUGUUCUGCUUUGCCCAAGAGGACGGCCAUCGCUCAGUUCUUGCUCAACGAGGGCCACAGCGCCACCUGGCUGCUGGGCAGUAAACUGAUCACUGUCACCACCAGCGGCUGCAGCCAGAAACCUCUGAAGAACGGACUGUGUGACAAGUGUUACCACACCUGCCGUCUGGAAAAAGAUUCACUGUUGUCUCCAUCUUUGGAAUCAGCUGACCCGGAGAAAACUCGAGGUCUACACAAAACUCUCUCCAGAAGUGGAUCAACAGAGAUGAGUGGUGUAGGACUUGGUGAGGAGAUGAGGAAGUCUGAGACAUCGUUACAUGACUCUGACCCUGGACGGCUUGAUCAGAUGAUCUACGGAGCCGAGAAGCAGGAACGCUCACUGUGUGCUUGCUGGUGUCAGGGAUGGGCGGAGAUAUACGUACGCAGGCCUACAGGAGACAUGUCCUGGACUAUGAGACUACAGAAUGAGCCACACUCAGUUGAAGUGUCUUCUAUGUCUGACAUCACAACACUCUUCCUUCCCUCUCUGACAGCUCGCAAGACUGAGCUGGAUCUUGAUUUGGUGCCUGCUGCUGCUGUCAGUGAUCGGCCGAUUUCUGAGCCAGUAAGUAUCCCUGGCUCUCCAGUUCGUCACAGUAGCCAAGACAGUGUAGACACUCUCGGAGAUGACGAUCUAGGUAGCAGUGUGUUUCACCUGCGGGAAGGGUCUGGGAGGUCCCGUAAUCCCGUGAGACGCUCCAAUUCCAGCCCCGAGAUGAGUGCCAGCUGGAAGAACCCCUUUAUGACCCCAGGUAACCAAGGGGGGGAGGAGGGCAGUUGGGAGACUUCAGCUGGCAACACCAACGAGACCAAGAAAAAACAGACUACCAAGGACCUCAGGGUAAACUGUGAAGCCAUUCCGGAAGAGAUGGGGACCACACCACCCAAGACAGAUGUGGCUCUCCCCGCCACCACCACCCCUACAACGCUUACAACCCCCGCCACAGACCAACGCAAGAUGUCGGCCCCAGCAGCUGUACCUCAGGAGUGGACACUUCCUACCGUUGACUCCCAGCAAACACCUGCUGUGAAACCAACUCAACCGGAGCCAAGUUCAGUCGCACCCACAGUGAAGAAAGAACCGCAACCUGUGAGAGAGGAAGAGAGGGAGAGAGGAGUGAAGCAGCCACUGACACUUCCCCCCACCUCCCAUCUUGCAGCCAAACCUCCCCUCUCACCCCCCGCCACCCAGAUGUCUCCCCGCCUACAGCCCAAGCAAGUCAAGCCGCAGGUGGAAGGAGAGAUGCGGCCAGAUCCCUCGGCUCUCCCUCCGCUGGCAUUUAAGCGGGACCGAGGCCACACCAUCUCCGUCAUGAGCCCCAUCCGCAAGGACAUCAACAUCAUCAAGAACCGCAGUCCCCGCACCAAGGAGCCACCUCGCUCCGGGGUCAGCCCCAGUUUUGUGUUCCUCCAGCUUUACCACUCAGCACACUUUGGCAGUGUGUCCGAGCGGCCUCUUGCCCUGUCCAACUGUCAGAUGGUUCAGAGAGCCUUCAAGAAUCUUGACCGCAUCCCUCCCUACGAGACCCACAAGGUGGGAGUGAUCUACGUAGGCCCUGGCCAGGCCAACAGUGAGGCGGAGAUUCUUCGCAACCAAUGUGGCUCCCUUCGCUACACUGAGUUCCUUCAGAGGUUGGGUACCCUGAUCAGAUUGGCCGAUGUUGAUCCUCAAACUGUGUUCCUUGGGGGACUGGAACGAAAUGGCAAUGAUGGGAAAUUUGCCUACAACUGGCAAGAUGACGUAACUCAGGUGAUCUUCCACGUAGCCACUCUGAUGCCUACCAGAGACAAUGAUCCAAACUGUAAUGCCAAGAAGCUGCACAUCGGCAACGAUCACGUCACCAUCGUCUAUAAUGAGAGUGGGGAGCCUUACAACAGGAACACCGUCAAGUGCCAGUUCAACUACACGUGCGUGGUAGUGGAGCCGCUUGACCAUGGCAUAAACCUUCUCAGUGUUAAGGCAAAGGAUGAGCUUGUCCAGCACAUCGGCCACUCUGAGCCCAAGAUUGUCUCCGACCAGAACGUAGCUCUUAUGGCCAGACAGCUCGCCUUGCAUGCCAACUUGGCGUCACGAGUGGCCUGCAGUCUGAAGACUGAGGGAUGUGACCCGUACACGUCCAACUGGUUGGAGCGACUGCGUCAGAUCAAGAGAAUCCGCAGCAAGAUACUGCAGGAGGAAAACCCAGUUGACCGCCACGCUGCUGCACGAAGAUUCAACAUGGAGGACUUCACAGAGUACUCAUAGCUUACUUAUAUGAAUAAAGUUGUUUUUUGUUACAGUU
Messenger RNA from Macrosteles quadrilineatus (aster leafhopper), 5524 nucleotides. RefSeq names its product tuberin (gene gig). Gene Ontology annotation, cellular component: cytoplasm; nucleus; TSC1-TSC2 complex. Bases 262 to 5487 code for a protein of 1741 amino acids. Gene Ontology annotation, molecular function: GTPase activator activity. The transcript has 35 exons. NCBI's taxonomy places the organism in Eukaryota, Metazoa, Arthropoda, Insecta, Hemiptera, Cicadellidae. The record is from RefSeq and is a predicted model, not a curated record. Gene Ontology annotation, biological process: regulation of small GTPase mediated signal transduction; negative regulation of phosphatidylinositol 3-kinase/protein kinase B signal transduction; negative regulation of Wnt signaling pathway.